Messenger RNA from Cordyceps militaris CM01, 1530 nucleotides. Its product is annotated as Taurine catabolism dioxygenase TauD/TfdA. Gene Ontology annotation, cellular component: mitochondrion. Bases 1 to 1530 code for a protein of 509 amino acids. The transcript has a single exon. Gene Ontology annotation, molecular function: oxidoreductase activity. Gene Ontology annotation, biological process: carnitine biosynthetic process. The record is from RefSeq and is a predicted model, not a curated record. Lineage: Eukaryota; Fungi; Ascomycota; Sordariomycetes; Hypocreales; Cordycipitaceae.
AUGCUCUCACCCGGGCGAGCUUUUAUACGUCGGGCGCCUCGGCUGCGCGUAGGCUUGACCAUUCCCCGAUACAACUCAAACAGUACGGCAGCACAGCAGAAUGAGCAACCGGCAGCAACCGGGGCCCAGAAAGGCGGCCCAAAUGGCCUCAAGAGCAGUGGAACAGUGCCCUGGCGACUCAAGGAGCUCCGCGAGCAGCAGGGACAUCACAAGCAGACGCUCAUCACGCACGCCGGCCUGUCCACGGGACCGUUAUCGUACGUGCAGCACAGUGACCGCGUGGUUGUGCGGUGCGAGGACGGCGGCGCGACCGUCACGCUCGACGCGGCCGCGCUCCGGGACGGCUGUCAGUGCGCCGCCUGCAAGGACCCGUCGUCGGGGCAAAAGACGUUCGCGUCGGUGGAGAUCCCGCGCGGCCUCGGCAUCGCCCACGUCCGCGAGACAGCCGACGGCCUGGGCGUGAGUUUUCGUAAGGAUAUUGCGCGUUUUACAGAGCACGAGACAACGGUGUCGUGGGAGAGCCUCGAAGUGGCGCUCGGCGCGCGUGCGGCGGUCGACACGGCGGCGAUCCCACCCGUCUUCAACUCGGUGCGGGCGCGCGCGGGCAUAACCCUAUGGGACCGGGCGACGAUUGCGGAGCGCGUGCGCGGCGUCGACUACGCCGAGUUCAUAGCCGGCGGCGACGCGCUGUGGAAGGUGGUGCUGGACCUGGUCCGCCUCGGGCUGGUGUACCUGACCGACGUGCCGCGCGACGAGGACUCUGUCGUGCGCAUCGCGACGCGCAUCGCCAACAUCCGCGAGACCUUUUACGGCCGCACCUUUGACGUGCGCGCCAAGCCCAAUGCCGAAAACGUCGCGUACACGACCGGCUACCUCGGCCUCCACCAGGACCUGCUCUACCUCGCGCCGCCGCCCAAGAUCCAGAUCCUGCACUGCCUCGACAACUCGUGCGCCGGCGGCGAGUCGCUCUUCAGCGACGGCGAGCGCGCCGCCCGCCUGCUGCUCCACGCCCACCCGACCCUCGCCGCGCCCCUGCGGCACCACCCGGUCCCGUACGCGUACACCCGCAACGGCUACAGCUACGCGCAGCAGCGCCCGCUGCUGCACUACGACCGCGACGGCCGCUUCGAAAACGUCUUCUGGUCGCCGCCGUUUCAAGGCGCGCGCGCCGCGGACGAGCCCCCGCUGCGGCCGUGGCUCGCCGGCGCCCGCGUCUUUGAGAGUCUCAUCAACGGCGACGCCGCCAUGUACCAGAAGAAGAUGCGGCCGGGCGAGUGCGUGCUGUUUGAUAAUCUGAGAGUGAUGCACGGCCGCACGGCGUUUGAUGCCGGAGGCGGCGGCAGCAGGUGGCUGCGCGGCGCGUAUCUAGCCCAAGAGGACUUUGUGAGCGUCGCGACGCAAAUUCCGGAAGAGUUGCUCGCGAGGGACAGGGCGGGGGAGGGGGUGUGGUAUGAUGGAUAUGAGGACAAGAUUCGCGCCAACGAGGCGUGGACGGCGGAGGCGCAGGCGCUGGUCGACAAGGAGGUGUAA